Fraxinus pennsylvanica is the source of this 780-nucleotide messenger RNA. The record is from the annotation of a GenBank genome assembly. Lineage: Eukaryota; Viridiplantae; Streptophyta; Magnoliopsida; Lamiales; Oleaceae.
AUGAGCGGUCGUUACUCUCGCAUGAUCUAUGUUGGCAACCUUCCCGCAGACAUAAGAGAAUCAGAAGUUGAAGACCUAUUCUACAAGUAUGGUCGUAUAUUGGAUAUUGAAUUGAAGAUUCCACCUCGCCCUCCUUGCUAUUGUUUUGUGGAGUUUGAGAGUGCUCGGGAUGCAGAAGAUGCAAUCAGGGGCAGAGAUGGCUAUAACUUUGAUGGUUGUCGACUGAGGGUUGAGCUUGCACAUGGUGGCAGAGGGCCACCACGUUCAAGUGAUCGUCGUGGUGGUUAUAGCAGCCGUGACAGCAGCGGAAGCCGUUUCGGCCCUUCUCGCCAUUCUGAAUAUCGAGUUAUUAUUCGGGGACUUCCGUCUUCUGCUUCUUGGCAAGAUUUGAAGGAUCACAUGCGAAAAGCUGGGGAUGUUUGUUUUGCUGAAGUUUCCCGUGACGGUGAUGGAACCUUUGGCGUGGUUGACUACACUAAUUACGAAGACAUGAAAUAUGCUAUCCGGAAACUUGAUGAUAGCGAGUUUAAGAAUCCUUGGACCAGAAGUUAUAUCCGGGUGAAGGAACACAAGCGCAGUCCAUCAAGAAGCCCAGGCAGGAGCCGCAGUAGAAGCAGAAGUCCUAGAAGGAACAGAAGCAAAUCAAUGGAUCGAUCUGUUUCUAGAUCACCAUCAAAAUCUCCUGUUAAACCGUCCAGAGCGGGAUCAAGAUCAAGAUCAAGGUCAAGAUCAAUUUCAAGAUCGGCAUCCCCUCAACAGGCAAGAUCUGGAAGUGCUUAA